This is a messenger RNA of Pelagomonas calceolata, 1412 nucleotides long. The record is from the annotation of a GenBank genome assembly. NCBI's taxonomy places the organism in Eukaryota, Pelagophyceae, Pelagomonadales, Pelagomonadaceae.
CUUGAGAGCUUUGUGACAAGAGGUAUGCGCCGCGUCGUUUCACGCCGCUGAUCAGCAGCAGCAGUAGGGUUUGAGUAAUUAUCGACGCCUGCGAAGCCUUUUUGCUGAACGGUACGUAUGCGUCCCAGGUGGCUUUGCCAAGGAGAGCUUGCAGGCUGGCUCUGCGAGGAGGCCCUGGCGGCCCAAGGCGUGCGAAACGCGACAGCAGCACCGCAGGACUGGCGGAAUACCUCCACCGCAGCAGCGAAUAAGAGCUGCUGGCACGCAACCGCCGCGAGCCGCACGGCUGCACACUGUGGCAGUGCACAGCAGCUGAAUGCAAGCGCUCGCACGCGUCGCUCUGAUCGUCGCAUUACAAGCAACGAUGGCCAUGACCGCAAGAGUCCAGGGCCUCAAACAAGCUCUAAGCAGUGUGAGCCCGGACCUCGUCCGUGCCGCCGCCGCGCGCAUCGAGCCGCACGCGAGCCGGACGCCCAUCUUGCGGAGCGAUCAGAUAGAUGCCCGCGCGUCGUGUUCCAUACAUGUGAAGGCCGAGCACCUGCAGACCACCGGUUCAUUCAAAUAUCGCGGCGCAUUGAACGCCGUGCUCUCCUUAACAGACGAGGAAGCAUCAAGAGGCGUCGUCGCGCACAGCACGGGCAACCACGGCGCCGCCGUCGCUAGAGCAGCAAAAGCGCGCGGCGCGCCUUGUUGCAUCGUCGUGCCGCGGACGACCCCGGUCGCGAAGCUCGAAAACAUAGCACGCUACUGCGACGACAUCGUGCAGUGCGAGCCGUCGCCGCAGGCGCGCGCGCAAGCUUCCGUUGAAGCCGCGGAGCGGUUGGGCGGCGCCUCAAUAAUCCACCCGUUUGACGACGCGCGAGUCAUACAAGGCCAGGGGACCAUCGGGCUGGAGUUGUUGCAGGACGUACCGGCGUUGGACGCCAUUUUGGUGCCCGUGUCGGGCGGGGGCAUGCUUUCUGGUAUUGCGACGGCGUGCGCGGGGACGAACACGAAGGUCGUGGCCGUCGAGCCUGCUGGCAAGCGCCUCGGCGACGCCUUCCAACGGGGAGAGCGGUGCAUCUUCUCCGACGACGAGUUGAAAGCCGCCCCGACCCUAAAAACGGUGGCCGACGCGAUGCCGACGCGGCUGCUCGGGGAAUCUCUGGCCUGGCCCCUCGCGUUCGGUCUCGUCGAGGACGUUUUGACGGUCGACGACGGCCAGAUUCUCGACGCGGUGCGUUGUACUGCUGUUGAGUUGAAACAGGCCGUCGAGCCGGCGGGCGCCGUCGCGCUCGCGGCGGCUCUAUCCCCCGACUUCGCCGCGCUGCGCGCCGAGAAGGGGUGGGCGAACGUCGCGCUCGUCGCUUGUGGGGGGAACGUGGAUCUGGAAGUUCUAGGACGGGCACUAAGUGGGUAAAUUUAGGAAGCGG